CUUAUACCAAUAAGCUCGUAGCGGAACGGUCCGUUCCGUUAAACCCGCGCGAUCGGCGAUAUAUUCACGUGAAUCGAGGUAAACACACACAUUAUCAUCUGUAGUGGGAGGAACGACAGACGUGCGCGCAAUGAAAAGCUUUAUGUUACUCAUCGCCAUGUUCAUGGCAGUGGUGAUGGUCUGUUCGUCACCCAUCGACCACCCUCAGAGCUACGACAACACUCCUGAGGUGCACCGCCAUCUGCCGGUAAAGGGCGGCAGACCGGCUUACAAAGGGCCUCCCCCACUGAGCAAUCUCCACCUCAACCUCCGCAAGGGGGAGUAUGUAUGCGGGAACAAAGUGUGUCGCCUGCAGCCCGGGGAGAUACCCAAAGGCUGCAACGGAGUGUGCCAGUAUGCUGUAUAAGCUUACGAACUGAUCUUCUGUACUAGUCGCCUGAUAGUAUUUAUUGUUCAAUUGAAAAUAAAUAUUACUGAUUUUUUUAAA
Molecule: messenger RNA, 487 nt
Organism: Bicyclus anynana (squinting bush brown)
Lineage: Eukaryota; Metazoa; Arthropoda; Insecta; Lepidoptera; Nymphalidae
Exons: 3
Coding region: 131-406 (91 amino acids)
Source: RefSeq, a predicted model, not a curated record